Messenger RNA from Scophthalmus maximus (turbot), 4249 nucleotides. It is a transcript of the gene sh2b3, whose product is annotated as SH2B adaptor protein 3. Lineage: Eukaryota; Metazoa; Chordata; Actinopteri; Pleuronectiformes; Scophthalmidae. Gene Ontology annotation, molecular function: transmembrane receptor protein tyrosine kinase adaptor activity. The coding region runs from base 402 to 2666 and encodes 754 amino acids. Gene Ontology annotation, cellular component: plasma membrane. The transcript has 8 exons. The record is from RefSeq and is a predicted model, not a curated record. Gene Ontology annotation, biological process: intracellular signal transduction.
AAAUGAGGAGUCGCCACUUUUUUUUCCGCGUCAAGUUCGUGGCUGAAACUUUUUCUUUCCCCCUUUUUCUUCUCUCUCUCUCUCUCCUUUCUCUCUGCGUGCGGACGGGCCGCGCCACGAUGAGGGGGAAAGCGACGGGCUUCCUCUUUCUAACUUUGCCUCUUCUCGUGGACAUGCAGCUCUUCCUUUGAUGCACACACUCCGUUGCUCGGCGCCGACGUCGUGUGCUUUUGUUUUGUUUUUUUGUCGUUUUGUUUUUUUUCCCCCUCCGCGUUCCUUUUUAGAUGCUUCUCGACACAUUUCCGUUAUGCGAAGUCCGACUUGUUGGUUAGCUGUCGUGCUGCGGUGGAUGCCCGUCCGAGAUAACGGAGAACUGAUUCUCAGCCGGUCUGGUUACUGCAAUGAAUGGUAACACUAUCCAUCCAGCCAACACCACCACCACAACAGCAGGAGGAGGCCCUGGCGUGGCAGCGCCCCCAAGAGGCUGGAGGGAGUUCUGCGAGCUGCACGCCAUCGCCACAGCCCGGGAGCUGGCCGGACACUACCGGAGCUUCGCCAGAGAGUGGCCGCAGCAUGACGUGCUCCUGCCAGAGACCUUUUCCAAGCAGUUCACCGACCUCUUCCAAAAGCACUUCUGCUGCGAGGUUGACAAAGAUGGCACUCCGCUCAGCCAAAACAGAUGCUCUACCGCCGCCGGUAGCGCUUCCUCCACAUCUCCAGCGGCCCGUCCCCUUCCAACACAGCCUGUGACCGGUCGAUCGCGGAUCACGUCUUUGUCUGGGUCACAGGACUAUCGGGAGGCGGGCCGUCAAAGUGGAGGUGCUGCUCUUUUUGCUUUGGUGCCGCCAAAGGUGGAGCCGGUGGUGGUGUGCCGGGAACAGGAGCAGCCACUGCAAUGUGCUGCGGGAAACUCCCUGUCGGGGAAUCCGGUGGUGCUCAGGGGGUCGACUCGAAGUGUCGGCUGCGGGUCGCUGCUGAUGCAUAGCCGUGGCAGCGAGGAGAUCUCUGGCGGCCAUCGUCCGCAGGUAUCCGAACGGUACUCGCUUGACUCCUCAGCCUCCAACCCUGGACAUGCUGACAUCACACACUUCUCUGUCAGUCAGAUCCAGCACACCGUGAGAAAGCUUUUCAAGAAACGGCCCCUACCCAGCCCCCCCUCAACCCCGGACCUGUCUUCUAGUAACCCCAACCCCACCAGCAACAACAACAAUCCCCCAAAUAAUACCGACAGAGUGGGCGGGACUUACUCCACAAAUGUGGAUGUGUCGUCCUCCUCCUCUUCCUCCCACUCCUCCUCUUGUCUGAACUCUGAUGCCACCCCUCUAGGCGCUUCACACUGGUCCGUGGCCGGGGUGGCCUCUCACUUCCUAGAUCGUUUACGUUGGUUACACAGCAGAAGCAUGAGGCGGAGGAGGUCAGUGGUGAGCGGCUGCUGUAAAGAGGGGCAACUGAGGUACUUACUGGUGGAUGACACCAGUUCAGACUCUCAGCCCCGCUGGCAACGCUGCCGUCUGCUGGUCCGGAGGAUCAGGGACGCUCAAGGAGGAGGAGGAGGAGUUGGAAGAGGAGGAGGGGAGAGGUACCAGCUGGAGCUCUAUGAUCCUCCAAAGGCCUCCAGCCCCAAGCUGACGACUCAGUGCUCUGAUAUCCAAGAAGUCCGUCGCUGCAACCGCCUGGAGAUGCCCGACAACUUAAACACAUUUGUUUUAAAGGUUAAUCGAGGCAGUCUGAUAUUUGAGACCGACAACGACCAGCAGGUCAGCUCCUGGACCACGGAGCUGAAAGAAUGUAUCAGCAACAGGUCGGGCAGUGUGGAUCUGGAGCCCCUCCCUCCCCCGUCCGACAGCUCCGUUCCGGCCAAUCGCAGAGGAAGCUCGGCGUCAGCGAGUCAAACCCCAGCCACCUUCACCCUGCCCGAGCAGGUGAUCCAGAAGACGGAUCACUUCCUCUUCUCCUACCCUUGGUUCCACGGGCCCAUCUCUCGCGUCAAGGCGGCCCACCUGGUCCAGAGCUCCGGACCGGAGGGACACGGGGUGUUCCUGGUGCGACAGAGCGAGACGCGCAGGGGAGACUACGUCCUCACGUUUAACUACCAGGGAAAAGCAAAGCACCUGCGCCUCUCUCUAACCGAGUGGGGUCAGUGCAGGGUGCAGCACCUGCGCUUCCCCUCCGUCAUGGACAUGCUCAGCCACUUCCGCCUGUUCCCCAUCCCGCUGGAGUGUGGGGCCGCAGGUGCCGUCACACUGUCCAGCUUUGUAGUGGCGGGCUCCAGCCCUCCGUCACAGGGCCAGCUCUCCGGCGCCGUCCUGGUCCCGUUCUCCCUCCACCGGUGGAGCUCGGAGCCCAGCUUGGCUCACUGCAGCUUGGCCCGCAGCUCCACUCAGCCCGCCUCAUCCUGCUCCACCGCCAGCUCCGCCCCCAGCUCCGUUCCCCAGCCGGGGAACCACCACCGCCACCACCCCCCCGCCAUCCGCGCCAACCCCGUCCCCGCCCCUCCUCCGUCAGCCCCCGCCCCGCUGCGUCGGAGCGAAUCGGUGGGUAGGAGGCCGCUGCUUCGCCACCCCGCCACUCGCACUCCCAUCAUCCCUCAGCGGGACUCGGACUAUGAGCUUGAGCCCGAGCGGGGCCGCAAGCGGGCGAUAGACAACCAGUACAUGUUGCUCUGACCUGCUGAGUCGAACACCUCCAUCACCUCUGAAAGACAGGAGACACACACACACGCGCAUAAUACAGAAACAUUUUGUUACCCCCCCCGCUUCAUGGGAGUGUGAGACAUAACUUCAGCAGACUCGUGAACUUGAGCAAACAAGUUUGAUUAAUGCAUAGCUGUGUAUGAAAACACACACACACACACACACACACACACACACUCACUAUGUGUGAGUGUGUCUUCUAACAGUGUCAGACCCCCCCCCCCCCCCCCCCCCGAGUGUCCACAGUGAAUGUAUUUUUGGGAGUUUUAUGACCGUGUUGACAAUGACGAUGAUAAUUCUUGUUGUAUUGAUGUUGAGGGUCCGUGUGAGAGGGAGAGCCACGUGUGUGUGUAGCUCAUCCUCAAGCACAAAAAAAUAUUUUAAAAAUAUUUCUAGUGAAUCCAACGAGGUGCGCUUUAUUUAACUUCCUCGGCACUUAACCUGGGCUGCCUGCAGAACUGGUAAAAUCAAGUGCUCCCUUAAAAAUAUUUAAGACAUUUACUCCUCACACAGAGUUCCCAGUGUGGAGCGAACUCCCACCCCUUUCUUUUUUUUUUACAAACAAAAAACACUCUAGUUCAGAGUUGUUACACCCUCGUAGACAUUUUCUCCUCUUGCGUAUUAUUAUAUAUUUUAGUGCACAUCGCUUUCAGUGCACUUUGGAAACAAUGUGUAUUUUUUCUAUACACGGAUAAUUAUUUUUUUGUAGAAAAAUAAAAAAGUAAAAAAGGGGAAAACUUGGUUAAAGUCAGUUGGGGAAGUUUUUUCUAGAAAAGAAUCGAGCAGCGCUUCCACUCUUUCGAAACCUUUGCUGACGCAAAUAGAGCAAUGAUUCAGGAUCAGCUUCCAUCAGCACUGAGGCAGUGGGAGCUCGUGUGUGUGCUGAUCUCCGUGUGGUACAGUGUUCACCUUUUGUCUGUGCGUGAAUUUGUGUUGCAGUAGUCCCUGCAACACAGGGAAGUUUUUCCAAAUCAUCGUCGGGUUAUUUCUGACACAAAAUCAAAGAAAAUGGAAAAAUGUAAUCAUGUGAUAAAAAUAACACCUGUGGAAUGAUUUCAUUACAGCUAAUUCAAAUUUGUAUUACCUUUUAUAUUUACUUCAAAGUCACAAACUGUAUUGUGUGAUACAAAAUUACUAAUUAGUAGUUUAAAAAAUUACAUUUCCUAUUUUUUACGAACCAAAUCCACCCCGGUCAUGUAUAUAUAUAUAUAUAUAUAUAUAUAUAUAUAUAUAUAUAUAUAUAUAUUAUAUGUGUAUGUAAAUUCCAAAAAUGAAAUAGAUAUUUUUUAUUUAUCUUUUAUAUUGUAUAACGGAGUCGCACAAAAUUCACAUUGUUACUUUGAAGUAAGGACUUCCAACUCCACUCCGUUGAUUUUGUGCCAUAAAGAUUAUUCUUCAAAAAUCAGAUGAGGCACAAAGAAAAAAAAAAAAUCUGUGUCCAACACAGGACAUGAACUGAAAAAGGCUUCACUCCAAAGAGCGUGAGAGGAGGAAACACUCGGUGCGCAGACCAAAAAACAAAGAGAGAAUCAAAUGUGAGUCACCGAAUGAUUUGU